Ricinus communis (castor bean) is the source of this 617-nucleotide messenger RNA. Its product is annotated as thioredoxin-like protein YLS8. The transcript is spliced from 3 exons. Gene Ontology annotation, cellular component: spliceosomal complex; U5 snRNP; U4/U6 x U5 tri-snRNP complex. The record is from RefSeq and is a predicted model, not a curated record. The coding region runs from base 116 to 487 and encodes 123 amino acids. Gene Ontology annotation, biological process: mRNA splicing, via spliceosome. NCBI's taxonomy places the organism in Eukaryota, Viridiplantae, Streptophyta, Magnoliopsida, Malpighiales, Euphorbiaceae.
GAGAGACAGAGAUACAGAACGCUGUCGUAUCUGCUGCCGCAUUUGCACUCAGGAUGGGCAGUUGAUCAGGCGAUUCUAGCCGAAGAAGAACGCGUUGUGAUCAUCAGAUUCGGCCAUGACUGGGACGACACAUGCAUGCAGAAUUGUCAAAGAAAGCCAAAUUUGGAAUAACUCAAAGAUGGAUGAAGUUCUGGCCUCGGUUGCUGAAAAGAUAAAGAACUUUGCUGUCAUUUACCUUGUGGACAUCACAGAAGUUCCUGAUUUUAACACAAUGUACGAGUUGUAUGAUCCAUCCACAGUCAUGUUCUUCUUCAGGAACAAGCACAUUAUGAUUGAUCUGGGAACCGGAAACAACAACAAGAUCAAUUGGGCUCUCAAGGACAAGCAAGAGUUCAUCGACAUCGUCGAAACUGUCUACCGCGGGGCAAGAAAGGGUCGAGGUCUGGUUGUUGCUCCAAAAGAUUACUCCACCAAGUACCGGUACUAGUGAUUUGAGCAAGUCGUUGAUUUGUAGAACUAUUCAGAAACUUGCAUUUGAACAAUUUACUUGCAUAUAACUUGUCUUUCUUUGGAAAUUUAAGAAUUAACGGAAUUCUGAAUAUACUUCAUCCAGCCAA